GGCCAGAGGCCACGUGACCGACCGCGGCAGGCCCAGAAAUAGCAACGGCGGCGGUUCCGCCAGCAGGCGCCGCGAGGGAAAGGCGGAGACUGGAGGACGCUGGCUCGGCGUGGGCGCGGCGCGGCCCGGGCCCCGGAGGAUGCUGAGCCUCUGCCCCGACCGGCCCCGAGCACAUGAUGGCGAUACGGGAGCUCAAAGUGUGCCUUCUCGGGGACACCGGGGUUGGGAAAUCAAGCAUUGUGUGUCGAUUUGUCCAGGAUCACUUUGACCAUAACAUCAGCCCGACCAUUGGGGCGUCUUUUAUGACCAAAACUGUGCCUUGUGGAAAUGAACUUCAUAAGUUCCUCAUCUGGGAUACUGCUGGUCAGGAACGGUUCCAUUCAUUGGCUCCCAUGUACUAUCGUGGAUCCGCUGCAGCCGUCAUAGUGUAUGACAUUACUAAACAGGACUCAUUCCAUACCUUGAAGAAAUGGGUGAAAGAACUGAAAGAACAUGGUCCAGAAAACAUUGUAAUGGCUAUCGCUGGAAACAAAUGUGAUCUCUCAGAUAUUAGGGAGGUUCCCCUGAAGGAUGCGAAGGAAUAUGCUGAAUCCAUAGGUGCCAUUGUGGUUGAAACAAGUGCAAAAAAUGCUAUUAAUAUUGAAGAACUCUUUCAAGGAAUCAGUCGCCAGAUCCCACCCUUGGACCCCCAAGAAAAUGGAAACAAUGGAGCAAUCAAACUUGGGAAGCCAAGCAUGCCAACCAGCCGGCGGUGCUGCUGAUUGAGGCCCAUGGCCCACUGUACUUGAAGAAGCCAGAGCCACCUCCCUGAGAACUGCUGAAGGACCCAUUCUCGGUGGCCUGACACCUCACUUAGAGAAGUGAGCACGCUGGCUUGACAUCUGGGAAGACCUGCAGGGAAUGGGACAGGAAAUGUCCCUGAAAAAGUAUUUGAGAAAACUCUAAAAAAAAUCUACCAUUUAGCCUUUUGUGCAUAAAAUGCACAUGGGAGAGAAUGGAUGGUAGAUAAUAAACAUAGUUGAGUUUUUGUUGAAACCCUUAAAAUAUUUUCAAUUUGUACAAAAAUCUUACUGGCUUAUUAUGUGUGUGAGAUUCUAAAAGUGGUAUUCCACAUUGAUUUCCUGUGUCCCCUAGCCAAAUUCUAGUAUCUUCUUCAGUGCCAUUGACUUUACUGAAAGUUUACCUUAAUUUUAUUUAAUUUAACUUUCAGUGGAGUAUAACUGGAUCAUCACUCAAGUUGUAGAUUCGAAUUGUUAUAAAACUGGGGGAAGAUGUAUUAGAAACUGUUGUGUACAUCUGACUUUUACUCGAUGAAUAUUUUUGUAAGUUUUGAUCACAUAUAAACAAACAAUUCGACUCUGACUAAAAUAUUACAUGUAAUUUUGGGAUUGGGAGGCCUGGUUUAGAAGAGUCAUUUAAGUACUGACUGGAUCAGCACUGACAGGUGUAGGAUGUAAAUAUUGCUCCAGUGACCACUUGGCAUGCAUCGCCUCCACGGCAAUAAAUUCCUACUCUCUUAGAGAGGUUUAACACUCAGAGUUUUAUUUUACUAACAGAAUAUGUCCUAGUGUCGUAUCUAGGGGGGGAAAUUAACUGGAGUACUUUUGAGACCAUAUCGUAGGGUGAACUUCUAAUAAUAGCAAUUAAAAACAGGUUACAGGAAAAUCAGCCUAGAUUUUACUAGAGAAGUAGCAGCACCUUAAGAUUCUAGACCCAAAUUGCAAAAUUAGAGAAAGCAUUUUAGAAGAUGCCAACCUUGGGGAGGUUGGAUUAGGGCUUAAGAGGGGUCCAACUCUGGAAUGCCAAUUAACUGAGCGUAGGCUUUGAUUGAAAUCUUCCCUUUCAGGUUCCCUGUCUGCUCAAUUAAUUAAAGAUGUCAGAAUCCAAAGGCAGUAAGGGAAGAAAAGGCAUGAAGAGAAAGAAAGGCUAUUUCCAUUUCAAAUUUGAAUUCUGUUACCAUUCUAACUUUCAUAAGAACCUAGGAUCCAGAAGCAGUUGGUUUUCUAUUAAGGCUUAUACUGGGAGGUGAUUGUUAAGGAUAUUCAGAUCAGGGCCUUUUGUGAGAGCUAAGAAGCUGUAAAACAAUAGCAGAAAUAGUUAAUUGUGCACUGUGGUCCAUGAACAUUUAAGGGCCAGUAAACAUUUAUUGCAAACCUACAAUGCAAAAGCUAGGAGAGGUAAUGAGCAUAUUAAAGACCUAGAACUUUAAGUAACUUAGUGUGAGCUGCCGCUUCACAGUCCUGCCACGGUGUGUCCUCCAUGUUCUGACACAUAGACACCAAGUACUGCCAUUGACAAAAAGGAAGAGUCCUUAAGAAACCAGGGCCAAGUUUACACUUCUGUAUAUGGAUGGUGAUCAAGAUAAUAGGUAGAAAUCACAGAUUAAGGUGUGUUUUUUUAGACAUGUUUUUUUAUUGAAUUUUAAGAGAGAGAUGAAGGAAGAGAGAGAUAGAAACAUCAAUAUGAGAGAGAGACAUCAAUCCGCUGCCUCCUGU
This is a messenger RNA of Molossus molossus (Pallas's mastiff bat), 2495 nucleotides long. It is a transcript of the gene RAB31, whose product is annotated as RAB31, member RAS oncogene family. Gene Ontology annotation, molecular function: GTPase activity; GTP binding. Lineage: Eukaryota; Metazoa; Chordata; Mammalia; Chiroptera; Molossidae. The transcript is spliced from 7 exons. The record is from RefSeq and is a predicted model, not a curated record. The coding region runs from base 174 to 761 and encodes 195 amino acids.